Molecule: messenger RNA, 1001 nt
Organism: Hypomesus transpacificus
Lineage: Eukaryota; Metazoa; Chordata; Actinopteri; Osmeriformes; Osmeridae
Gene: rasd4
Product: rasd family member 4
Exons: 1
Coding region: 337-963 (208 amino acids)
Molecular function (GO): GTP binding; GTPase activity
Source: RefSeq, a predicted model, not a curated record
AGUCAGACGAGCAACAUUCAACACAAGUUUGAGCCCUGUCUACAUCUACACCACCCCCCCAAAAAAACAGAACCUCAAUACUCUUCGAAAUCUCAGAUCUCUCCUUCUUCAGCCUUCCUACACUCAGAGUACAGCAGACUGGCUCCUUUGACAAACAAGGGGAAGUUCAGCAGAUACGAGUAAGUUACCAUCGCCUUGAGAUCGCCAGUAUCUGUUUCUGCAGCUGUGACCACAGCCGGGCCACAGAGAGUAACCGACAGAAACCAGUUUCAGGACUCCUUCUAGACUUCCUUCAGGUUAACCCGACCCCACCAACUCCCCAGCCAAGCUCCCGCCAUGUCUCUGGACGUGAAGGAGAAGACCCACGUGCGCCUCGUGUUCCUGGGGGCGGCCGGCGUGGGCAAGACGGCCCUGAUCCGCCGCUUCCUCCAGGACUCGUUCGAGCCCAAGCACCGGCGCACCGUGGAGGAGCUCCACAGCAAGGAGUACGACAUCGGCGGCGUUAAGGUCACCGUGGAGAUCCUGGACACCAGCGGCAGCUACUCCUUCCCGGCCAUGAGGAAGCUGAGCAUCCAGAACAGCGACGCCUUCGCCCUGGUCUACGCCGUGGACGACCCCGAGUCCCUGGAGGCGGUCAAGAGGCUCCGCGACGAGAUCCUGGAGGUCAAGGAGGACAAGUACACGCCCAUCGUGGUGGUGGGCAACAAGGCGGACUGCGAGGAGAAGCGUCUGGUGGCCAGCGACGACGUGCUGUCCACGGUGGAGCUGGACUGGAAUAACAGCUACCUGGAGGCUUCGGCUAAGGAGAACGCCAACGUGGUGGAGGUGUUCCGGGAGCUUCUGCAGCAGGCCAACCUGCCCAGCCGGCUGAGCCCCGCCCUGCGCAGACGCAGGGAGACCUUCCCCAAGGACCUGGGCGUCAGGCCCCCUAUGAAUAAGACCAACAGCUGCGUCGUCUCCUAAUGGGAGCGGGGCUGUGACUGAGGCAGAGGGGGGGGGCA